Molecule: messenger RNA, 1614 nt
Organism: Etheostoma spectabile (orangethroat darter)
Lineage: Eukaryota; Metazoa; Chordata; Actinopteri; Perciformes; Percidae
Gene: asb5a
Product: ankyrin repeat and SOCS box containing 5a
Exons: 7
Coding region: 191-1186 (331 amino acids)
Biological process (GO): positive regulation of protein catabolic process; intracellular signal transduction; protein ubiquitination
Molecular function (GO): protein binding
Source: RefSeq, a predicted model, not a curated record
CACACACACACACACACACACACACACCAGUAGGUACUCUCAGGCACAGUAGCAGCUGCAGGGCUUUUUUUUUUUUACCAGCCAACCAGUCAGUACAGUGGGAGAAAAGUAGGUUACUCAUGCUUUUUGGAGUGUCAUCUGAUCCUGAGUUCAUCAUAACCAAAGUCCCUCUGUAACGGGUCAGGGGGAAAUGUCAGACCCAACAGAGGAACUCCCCACCAAGUCCUUCGCGGCCCGGUUGUCCAAUGUUUACCUCAGCAUCUUGGCACUGUUCUGCUUUAAACUCCUUAUUAAGAUUUCUCUUAACUUGCUGACAUACUUCUACAUUAUCCGUGGAAACCGUAAAGAGGCUGCCAGGAUAUCAGCUGAGUUCUAUGAAUAUGGUCAACACAGGUCCUGGGCGGACCGCUCACCCCUCCACGAUGCUGCGAGUCAGGGCCGCCUCCUGGCUCUGAAAAGCCUUAUUUCACAGGGUCACAGUGUUAAUGUUCGGACUAUAGACCAUGUGACUCCCCUUCAUGAGGCCUGUGAUGGAGACCACGUCGCUUGUGCCAGAGCUCUCAUUGAUGCAGGAGCAAAUGUCAAUGCUUUUACAAUUGAUGGAGUCACCCCUUUGUUCAUCGCCUGUACAGUGGGGAGUGUGGCAUGCACAGAAAUUCUUUUGGAAAAUGGAGCAAAACCCCAAAGCCUUGCAUACCAUCCAUCACCAAUCCACGAAGCUACAUGCAAAGGUCAUUACGGUUGUGUGGAGGCUCUGGUGACUUGGGGGGCAGAUGUGGACAUGGCCAUUCCUCACCUGGGCACAGCGCUAUAUACAGCGUGUGUCUGCCAGGAGCUGGAGUGUGCCAGGAAACUCCUGAGGGAAGGUGCAAAUGUACAGAAAGGCAAAUCCAUGGAUUCACCCUUACAUGCAGCUGCGGAAAAAGACUGCACAGCUGUAGUGAAGCUAUUGCUGGACUUUGGUGCAGACAUUAAUGCCAGGAACAGAGAGCUUCAGAGACCUGUAGAUGUGGCUCCACCCAGCAGUCUAACAGAGGGUUUCCUACUGCUAUAUGAAGCUACACCACGGCUGCUGAGCCAGCUGUGUCGUCAGUGCAUCAGGAACUGCGUUGACCGUGACAGACUCCAUCUUCUUUCCAACCUGCCCCUGCCCGUCAGGCUAAGGAACUUCCUGCAGUACCAAUAACAGGCAGAACAACCAAAUUGCCUGCCUAAAUGGGGCAUAAAGAAAUAAGCCUUUAUUGUCACAAAGAGCAAAUCAACUAAAUGAAGUCUUCCUACCUAGCUACCAGCCAAUUAGUCACUGAGCAGCCACUGAGUAGUCGGCAAAGUUGAGCUGACCUGCAACAUAUAUGAUUAUUGACCUGGAUGAAUGUAAAGCAGGGGCUUUUAUUCCCUGAAUAAAUUAUGGUUAAACAAUAUAAAAACAAAAAUAGUAUUUGCAAUUCAAGUUUGCCUUAUUUGGAAGAUGCCUUAAUAGCUACCAGAGUGAUGCAACAUUACAUAAUCUUACAAUGUCAUAUAAUGCACAAUACAUGUAAAUGAAUAUUCAUAGUUUUUGGUUUGAUAUUGUAUUGCACACUUCUAGAUGAUUAAAAUUGUUUUGAAACCUGG